UAUAAAUAAAUAAGGGAAGUAGAUGUCUUUGUCGGUUGAUCAGUGCAAUGAUAAUAAAAGCAGAUCAACUGGUUCAUUACGUUUUGUUCAAACUUACAAUGCCACGUUGAAACUAAAAUCCUAAUCAAGUAGGAGCGUUGAGCAUCUUAUUUAAGUAUUAAGUGCUUCACGACAUAUUUAGAGACAAUUCCUUCUACAAAAGCCUAGAAGAACACAGAGAGAGGAAAGAAUGGAUGAGACACUGCUGGAAAAGAGAGAAGCAGGGAGACUAUGGGAGGUAACAGCAUGGGCAGUUUUCCUGGAAGAGCUUAAGAAGGUGAGCUGCUUGGCAAUGCCCGUGGCAGCAAUGGCAGUGUUACUGUACCUUCAGGAAGUCGUAUCACUGAUGAUGGCAGGACAUCUUGGCGAGCUUGCGCUGUCUGGUGUUGCUAUUUCUACCUCUUUCUGCAAUGUCACUGGCUUUAGCCUCCUUAUGGGAUUUUCAAGUGGCUUAGAAACUUUAUGUGGGCAAGCUUAUGGAGCAAAGCAAUAUCAAAAGGUAGGAACCUACACUUACUGUGCAAUAAUCUCCAUACUUCCAAUUUGUAUCCCGGUAUGCCUGGUCUGGAUUUUCAUGGACAAGCUAUUAGUGCUAAUAGGCCAAGACCCUCAAAUUGCAAUGGUGGCUUGCAAAUAUGCAACAUGGCUCAUACCAGCACUCUUUGCCUAUGCCAUUCUUCAAUCACAAAUUCGAUUCUUCCUAUGUCAGAGCAUGAUUCUUCCGAUGAUGUUCAUCACACUGGCAACUCUAGUCUUCCAUAUACCUGUUUGUUGGGUUUUGGUAUUCAAAACAAGAUUAGGAAAUAGUGGGGCAGCAUUGGCGAUUGGCUUGUCUUAUUGGUUCAAUGUGAUCUUGCUCGGAUUAUACAUGAGAUACUCAUCAUCAUGCGAGAGAACUCGUGUCCUCGUCGUUAAGGAUGUUUUCUCGAGUGUCAAGGAGUUCUUUCGCUUUGGAGUUCCUUCUGCUGUAAUGGUUUGUCUUGAAUGGUGGUCUUUUGAGAUACUUAUAUUGCUAUCAGGACUUUUGCCUAAUUCAAAGCUUGAAACAUCGGUUCUUUCUGUAUGCUUUACAACCACGUCUGUGCAUUUCUACAUUCCAUACGGGAUUAGUGCUGCUGCAAGCACUCGGGUUUCAAAUGAAUUAGGUGCUGGAAAACCACAGGCAGCUCAAACAGCUUCGUUUGUAGUAAUGGUUGUUACUCUUGCAGAAUCUGUCCUUGCUAGCACAAUUCUUUUCUGUUGCCGCUACGUUUUUGGAUAUGCUUUCAGCAAUGAGAAGGAAGUUAUUGAUAAUGUAACCAAAUUGGUUCCCUUGUGCUGCCUCUCAAUAAUCAUGGACAGCUUACAUGCAGGACUUGCAGGGAUUGUUAGAGGAAUUGGUUGGCAGCACAUUGGAGCCUACGCCAAUCUUGGGGCAUAUUAUCUUGUUGGAAUUCCGACAGGGAUUUUAUGUGGUUUUGUUCUGGAAUUGAGAGGCUCGGGCCUUUGGCUUGGAAUGUUGGCAGGCUCCACUGUGGAAGGCAUUCUGCUGACACCCGUAGCUGUUUUCACAAAUUGGAAAAAACAGGCAACCUUGGCCAAGGAAAGAAUAUUUGAGGGAACAUAUUGAAAGCUGAGGAUGGAUUGAUUUAUUUUGAAGAAGCAAUUAAAUUGGGAUGGAGCUGAGGCUGAGGCAUAUUCAAACCAUAUCAUCAGAUUUUAGCCACUAAACCGUAUUUAUUUUCUUAUUUCCUUUUACCUUUUCCUCAAUCACCAAGCCUCUUAUGUAUUAUUCGGGGGUAAUAAAUAAAGUUGAAUAAACCAUAAAUCAAAGUACUUUGAAGAAAAAAUAUUAGCAAGCAUUUGUGAUUUUGUGGAUUGUCCAACCACUUAGCUUCCGGUUUUCUUUAAUCUCUAUGUUUACAUUGUUUUUUAA
Durio zibethinus is the source of this 1954-nucleotide messenger RNA. RefSeq names its product protein DETOXIFICATION 3-like. Gene Ontology annotation, molecular function: antiporter activity; xenobiotic transmembrane transporter activity. NCBI's taxonomy places the organism in Eukaryota, Viridiplantae, Streptophyta, Magnoliopsida, Malvales, Malvaceae. Gene Ontology annotation, cellular component: membrane. Gene Ontology annotation, biological process: xenobiotic detoxification by transmembrane export across the plasma membrane. The record is from RefSeq and is a predicted model, not a curated record.